This is a messenger RNA of Knipowitschia caucasica, 1338 nucleotides long. The record is from the annotation of a GenBank genome assembly. Lineage: Eukaryota; Metazoa; Chordata; Actinopteri; Gobiiformes; Gobiidae.
AUGGUCUGGUCUCUGGUCUGGGUCCUGCUGCUCUCUGGACUAGUUUCAGGUUUUGAUGAGAGUCCGGACUUGAACCAGGAUGAGGACCUGUUCCACCCAAGCUUCACGGCCGACACCGAGAGCAGAGAGGCCUCCAACAGCGGCACGGACCAGACCCACGUCUCAGAGUCCUUGGAGCCCAACUCCCUCUGUGGACACUUCAGCGCUGAAGCAACCUCCGGUGGCGGUUGCCGCGUCGUCGCCAUGCUCCCAGCCGGACCCGGAACGUUGCCACGGGAGCGCUGCCCAGACCUGUUCCGAUGCAGAUCCCAGGUGUCUGAUUGGUCGAGAGAGUCUACGGGCAGGAAGCAGGAGCUGCAGCACAUCAGAGAAGCUGUGAGCGAAGUGAAACGAGAGAGCGGAGAAAACCACCGGAGAGUGAAGGGGCUGGAGUCCGAAGGCCAUGUAUCGUUGAACUCUUCCUUGAUUAGUCGGCUGACUGCGUUGGAGUCUCGUCACACAGAGGUCUCCACACUGCUCCAUGUGCACGCUGCACUUGUGCACGAGAUCCAGCUCCAGCUCCAGGUCUUGAGCAAGACCCUGAGGUCCACCUGUAGUCUGAAGAGCAGAGCGCCGCCUGUGGCCAUCAGAGGGAUGGCACUCUCAACGCCCCCUCUGGGCUCUUGUCCCUCUGAUUGUGCUGCUCUCCUGCAUCAUGGCGUCCGGCGUUCAGGGAUCUACUCCAUCGUGUUGGCCCCAGGCGUGUCACUUCCUGUUUAUUGCGACAUGGAGACGGAUGGGGGGGGGUGGACCGUCCUCCAGCGGCGUGCAGACGGCUCAAUCAGCUUUAACCGUGGGUGGGAGGCGUACAGCCACGGCUUCGGAGACCUGCGCUCAGAAUUCUGGAUGGGGAACACACCACUCCACCUGCUGGUCACCCAGAGACACUGCAGCCUGAGGGUCCACCUGCAGGACUGGGACCACGAGACUCAUUGGGGACUGUACCAGGACUUCAGGAUCGAAGACGAGCAGAACCUCUUCCGUCUGCACGUGUCUGGGUUCUUGGGUUCCAUCUCGGACUCGUUCGGCUGGUACCAUGACGGUCAGGACUUUGCCACUCCGGACUCGGGGGAUCUGUGUGCAGAGGUGUGCCACUCUGGCUGGUGGUUCCGACAGUGUUACCAGGCCAACCUCAACGGGGUCUACUACCAGGGAGGACUGUACUCUCUCCGGGCUCAGAAUCUUCUCGGUCCAGAUGGUCUGGUCUGGUUUUCGUGGACGGACUCAGACUUCUACUCCCUGAAGUCUAGUUCAAUGAUGAUCCGCCCACAGGACUUCAGACCCUACAGGUCGCCAUGA